This is a messenger RNA of Trichomycterus rosablanca, 4887 nucleotides long. RefSeq names its product collagen alpha-5(IV) chain-like. Gene Ontology annotation, molecular function: extracellular matrix structural constituent conferring tensile strength. The record is from RefSeq and is a predicted model, not a curated record. Gene Ontology annotation, biological process: extracellular matrix organization. Gene Ontology annotation, cellular component: basement membrane; collagen trimer. NCBI's taxonomy places the organism in Eukaryota, Metazoa, Chordata, Actinopteri, Siluriformes, Trichomycteridae. The transcript has 51 exons. Bases 1 to 4887 code for a protein of 1628 amino acids.
AUGAGAGCGCGGUGGACGUGGUUCGUCCUCGGCUGGAUGAUGUUGUGGCACGGCAGGGCAGACGGGAAAUGUGUGUGUAAUGGAAAAUCGAUCUGCCACUGUAGCGGAGUAAAAGGUGAAAAGGGUGAAAAGGGAUUUGCGGGUGAUCCCGGGUCUCCUGGAUUACAGGGCUACGCCGUAGCUGAGGGGCAGAGAGGGGCACAAGGCAAGAAGGGAAAUCCUGGUCCUGUUGGUGCUCCAGGAUCAAAAGGAGCUCGGGGAGCCGUGGGAAGUCCAGGCUUUCUCGGGGCUUCAGGUUUACCGGGCACGCCUGGAGAACAGGGUCCAGUUGGCGACCCCGGAGACCCUGGAUGUAAUGGCACCAAGGGAGACGUGGGUGUACCCGGGUCACCUGGUCCGUCUGGCUUAUCCGGACCCCCAGGAUCUCCUGGUUGGCCUGGGCUGAGAGGCGACUCUGUUCUCCCGGCGUCGGGUCUAAAAGGAAGACCGGGACCUCCAGGACGCGACGGUGAUCCAGGACCCUCAGGGCCGCCGGGCAGAACCGGACCCCCGGGGUCAGUCGGGUUCAGAGGACCUCACGGACCUCCGGGGCCUUCUGGACCUCCAGGACUGAAGGGUAAAGAAGGACGUUUUGGUGUCCCAGGACUUCAAGGACUGAAGGGAGAUCGGGGACUUCCUGGUACACCCGGUAAACGAGGAACGAUCCUGUACGCAACCGCCGGGAAGAACUCGAAGGGUGAUGUAGGAGACGCAGGAGAACGAGGCUGUACCGGUAAACCUGGGCGACCUGGUUAUGUCCAGCAGAAGGGUAUAAAGGGGGACCAAGGUGAUAAAGGUCCUGAGGGAAAACAGGGGAAAGACGGAGAUCCUGGAUUCCGAGGAUUUACGGUGGUUAUUUACAUCCUUUCUGAGGGUGAUAAAGGAGAUCAAGGUCCUCCAGGAUACUUUGCUGGGCCAGAAGGAGUCAAGGGAGAGAAAGGUGACUGGGUUAAAGGAAUCCAGGGGGAAUCUGGCUGUAUUGGGCGUCCUGGGCCCACUGGGUUGCCAGGUGUGUCGGGUUUUCCGGGACCACCGGGACUGCCAGGUUCUCAUUUCCCGGGACCUGCGGGGCAGAGAGGACCACCAGGUAUCAUGGGUCCUAAAGGGGAGAAGGGUGAGGCAGCACCAGACUGGUUCGGACCCCCGGGUGAAGAUGGUCCUCUGGGAUUCCAAGGGCCUCCUGGAGACCCAGGUCCACCAGGCCCAUUGUUAUCAGGUCCUGAUUACGAGGGUCCUCCGGGUGUUAAAGGAAUGAAAGGGUUUCUGGGUCCUCCUGGUGAAGACGGCCAACAAGGACCACAAGGUCAGAAAGGAGAGCCGUGCUACGACUGUCCUGACUCCUGUAAUGAGGUACGAGGACCCCCGGGUGUUCCCGGAGCACCAGGUCUUCCAGGUACGAAUGCACCACCUGGUCCGAAGGGAGACGCGGGUUACAACGGAGAGCCUGGUUUACCAGGAUACCAGGGGCCUCCAGGACCACCCGGACCUCAAGGUGCUCCAGGACCAAGAGGAUGCGGUGGGAACACCAUUGACUAUGGGGAGAAAGGAGAUCAAGGCUCUCCAGGACCGCUAGGUCAACCAGGACCAGAUGGUCGCCAUGGUCCACUAGGAUCUCCGGGACAAAAGGGACCCCCUGGACCCAAGGGGUAUUCAGACACGAGAUUUGGUAUCAGAGGAGACCCAGGACCUCCUGGUUUUCCAGGGCUUUCAGGAAUCCCAGGUACAAGUGGAACACCGGGACCCUUAAGUGUCGGACAGCCUGGAUUUCCUGGUCAGAAAGGCGACCGUGGAGUGCCAGGCCUAAUGGGCACACCCGGAUCACCAGGUCAGAAAGGAGAACCUGGUAGGAGUCAAGGAGCAGAAAGCCCAGGACUUAAAGGCCGGAAAGGACCUCAAGGGCCACCUGGAACACAAGGACAUCCUGGACUACCAGGCUCUCCAGGAGCUCAAGGCUACCCUGGUCCGAAGGGAGAGAGGGGCACUGGUUUACCUGAAAGUGUAGGACCACCAGGAGCAAAAGGUAACAAAGGUCCACCUGGGCCUGCAGGACUUCCUGGAAUAGGCUCACCAGGGAUGCCUGGACCAACCGGACCACAAGGACUACCAGGACCAACGGGUGAAGAUGUAUAUGGACCACCAGGACCUCCAGGACCAGCAGGGUUCCCAGGUGAGGCAGAUGUUCCAGGUCCUCCUGGAGAUCCAGGUGUUCCGGGUUUUCCUGGACCAUUCGGAGUACCGGGACUGGAAGGGAGAAGAGGCCUGAAAGGGGAUAAAGGUAUAGCAGGCAGACGAGGACCAGACGGAGCACCAGGUAGCUGUUGGCAAACAACUGGUCCACCGGGUGAUCCAGGAUUAAAAGGUCAACCAGGCCCCACAGGAUCGAGUGGGCAGAAAGGUAUUAGGGGGAGCUCUGGUGUGCCAGGUUUUGGGAAGCCUGGACAGCCUGGAAUCCCUGGAACACCUGGGUCAUCGGUGCCGGGACAACUUGGACCUCCUGGCAAACCAGGUCCAUCAGGGUUGCACGGACCCCCCGGAGUGUCCGGAUCUCAGGGUCUCGCUGGAGUGAAAGGCGUGAGAGGUCUUACUGGUGUUCCUGGAGACGAUGGAGAACCUGGGUCUCCAGGUCGUACAGGGGGCGAACUCGGACCACCAGGAGACCCUGGACCACCUGGCCAACCUGGUUUAAGUGGUGAACAUGGAGAUCCAGGAGAUUCAGGAACCAGAGGAACCGAUGGCCGCAUAGGGAUACCUGGAAGCCCCGGACCAAUGGGUCCUGAUGGUAAUCCGGGUACUGACAGUGACGUUCCAGGAGAACCAGGCAUAGCUGGAGCAAGAGGAGAUCGUGGACAUAUAGGAUUUCCCGGUCUCCGGGGUAUUAAAGGAGAGCAGGGCUUCCCUGGAUCCCAAGGGUCACCUGGUGCACACGGUCUACCCGGAAUCAAAGGAGACAAAGGAGACUGGGGUGCAGACACACAUGGACCUUCUGGACCUCGAGGGCAAAAGGGAGAACCUGGACUCAGAGGUACUGCUUCACCUAAAGGACAGAAGGGGGACGUCGGGUCGUCCGGUCCACCGGGUCAUCCCGGGCCAGCCGGACCUGUGGGAGACGUCGGGGUUCCAGGAUUUGUAGGCCCUCCAGGACCACCGGGUCCACUGGGCUCAUUCGGUCAUCCUGGACCUCCCGGACCCGUAGGACUGAAUGGAAAUCCAGGUCCUUCUGGUCCUGCUGGUGCUCCAGGACCUGGAGGACAAAAAGGCAACCAGGGUCUAGAUGGCAUUCCGGGAUCACCGGGACCGAGAGGAGAUCCAGGUAGAACCCUGUUCCCUGUUCUCACGCCUGCUUUUAGUCCAUUUGUGGCUGGCGAAGGCCGAAAAGGAGAGAAGGGGCAACCGGGUCCGAAGGGAGAUCCGGGACUUCGGGGCGUCCCAGGUUUUGGGAUUCCAGGUCCUACUGGCAAUAAAGGAAUCCAAGGAGCACCAGGAGUCCCCGGGUCACCCGGCUUACCUGGAAUUUCGGGGGACUGUUUUCAUGGCAUAAAGGGAGAUCCUGGGAAUCCUGGGAAUCCUGGCAGCCCCGGACGUCCUGGGCCGAUUGGUCCACCAGGCCGCCCAGAGACCCUACAUAAAGCAGACAAGGGGGACAGAGGACCACCAGGGCGGCCCGGUUAUCCCGGAGAGGCGGGAUGCCGAGGAAACCCCGGACCGUCGGGACCUGAAGGUGGACCUGGUGCUUCUGGGAUACACGGGGAACCUGGGAUACCUGGUCCUCCAGGCUUUCCAGGUGAGCCUGGAGAGCCAAACUAUAGGUACGGACCUAAUGGGAAUCCCGGGCCCCCAGGACCCCCCGGAUCAGCAGGCCCAGAUGGACCUGCUGUUCAUACACCGGUAAUAAAUGUACCGGGGAGUUCGGGGCCGGACGGAGAUCCUGGAUAUCCAGGCACGCGUGGACGUGAUGGACCACCCGGAAAACUCGGACCAAAAGGGGCCCAGGGCCGCCGGGGUGAUCAAGGCAGGUCCAUCACAGGACCUCAAGGCUUUCCUGGACUAAAGGGGAAUAAAGGAGGACCAGGGGCGCCAGGGCUUAAUGGCUAUGUGGGGCCGCCGGGACACAAGGGCCCUCAAGGGCCUCAAGGAGAAGGAACUUCGGGAACAUUUGAUAGCUUUCUGCUAGCCAGACACAGCCAGAGCGUCCAGGUGCCCGCCUGCCCACAAGGAACCACAUUUAUUUACUCGGGGUACUCGCUGCUCUUCAUCCACGGGAACGACCGGACGCAUGGACAGGACCUAGGUACAGUCGGUAGUUGUCUACCCCGCUUCUCCACCAUGCCGUUUCUCUUCUGUGAUACGGAAACAACCUGCCGAUACGCCUCACGUAACGACUACUCGUACUGGCUCUCCACGGACGAGCCCAUGCCCCCCAACAUGGACCCCAUCAUGGGGGACAAUCUGGCCAAAUAUAUCAGCAGAUGUUCAGUGUGUGAGAGCUCGACUAAUUCCAUCAGCAUCCACAGCCAAACCUUACAGAUACCAAACUGUCCUCGGGGGUGGAUCUCACUCUGGACUGGAUAUUCAUUCACCAUGCAAACCGGUGUGGGUGCUGAGGGCUCUGGCCAAUCACUCAUCUCUCCGGGUUCGUGCCUGGAGAGCUUCAGACAGGUGCCCUUCAUCGAGUGCCAUGGGCGGGGCACGUGUAACUAUUACCCAGAUUCCUACAGCUACUGGCUGGCAUCGCUUAGUGAGGAGAACAUGUUCAGUAAACCUGAACCUCAGACACUGAAAGGUCCAGCAAUGACCAACGUGAUCAGUCGGUGCCGCGUCUGCAUGAAGGAUCAACGGAGAGGAAAGUGA